Aspergillus steynii IBT 23096 is the source of this 300-nucleotide messenger RNA. RefSeq lists its product as uncharacterized. Lineage: Eukaryota; Fungi; Ascomycota; Eurotiomycetes; Eurotiales; Aspergillaceae. The transcript is spliced from 3 exons. Bases 1 to 300 code for a protein of 99 amino acids. The record is from RefSeq and is a predicted model, not a curated record.
AUGCAUCCAUCUACUGUCCUUCUCGCCCUCACCACGACCUUCACUCUUGCCGCUGCGGACUCCUACUUCUGCCGCCCGGGGCAGGACAAAUCGGGCUUUAUUCAGAAGGCCUACUGCUGUACCAAGUUCAUAGAUGUACCUGGGAACGAAGUCGGGAAGGAAUCAGAGGGGUGCACGAAAAUGGGCGAUGACGUUAGAGAGCUCUGUGACGACGGAAAUACGCCGAAGUGCUGUUAUACUAUUGGGCCGAAGGUAAUCUGCACUGCGGAGGCCCAUCCGCAGUUUGGCCUGGAGGGUUGA